UCCGUGUUGACAAUUUACACGUAAAUGGCGCGUAAAUGAUGAUAAGGAAACUACCGUUGCGUGGUGAGAUUUAGCCAACAAACUCGUUCGUCAACCACACAGCACAGUGCUGACAAACAGCCGUCAGUAAUGGCGUGUAAGAGAGGAGCGCUCAUUGUGCUGGAGGGAAUGGAUAAGGCCGGCAAGACUACGCAGUGCAACAGACUGGUUCAGGCGCUGCAACAGAGCGGCCGACCCGCAGAGAUGAUGAGGUUCCCCGACAGGACCACGACAAUUGGACAGCUGAUAAGCGCCUACCUGGAGAAGAAAAGUGACUUAGAGGACCACACGGUGCACCUGCUGUUCUCCGCAAACCGCUGGGAACUGGUGCCUCUAAUGAAGAAGAAGCUGGCGCAAGGCAUCACCCUGGUCGUGGAUCGGUACGCCUUCUCUGGAGUUGCUUUCACAAGUGCAAAGCCGGGCUUCUGUCUGGACUGGUGCAUGAAACCCGAUGUGGGGCUGCCAAAGCCGGACCUGGUUAUGUUCCUGCAGCUCAGUCCGGCCGAGGCUGCUCUCAGGGGUCAGUUCGGAGAGGAGAGGUACGAGACCAGUGUUUUCCAAAGAGCAGUUCAACAGAAGUUCGAACAGCUGAAGAAGGAUACCUCCGUCAACUGGCAGGUGAUCGACGCUUCUCAGAGUGUUGAGGAUGUGCACGAGAACAUAAUCACCCACAGCCUUAACACUGUGAACGCAGCUCAGAACCGGCCACUCGGAGAGCUGUGGAAGUGAACCUGAAACUGCUCGUCUUUAAACCAAACUAUAUUCAACCCCCUUUAUUUAAAAGCAGAGGAGAACUGCCAAUAUAAUUAUAUUCCGUCUUGAAAUUGAAGAGAGACGUAACACUGUCAUAUACCAGACUCUGACUUUAUUCGUUGUUAAUCCUCUUACAUGUGUAUUGUUCAUUCACCCGUCUAUGUUGUGUUGAUUAAAUAAAUAAUCUUCAAAUGAACUAG
Molecule: messenger RNA, 992 nt
Organism: Anarrhichthys ocellatus (wolf-eel)
Lineage: Eukaryota; Metazoa; Chordata; Actinopteri; Perciformes; Anarhichadidae
Gene: dtymk
Product: deoxythymidylate kinase (thymidylate kinase)
Exons: 5
Coding region: 130-768 (212 amino acids)
Biological process (GO): dTDP biosynthetic process; dTTP biosynthetic process; dUDP biosynthetic process
Cellular component (GO): cytosol; nucleus; mitochondrion
Molecular function (GO): nucleoside diphosphate kinase activity; dTMP kinase activity; ATP binding
Source: RefSeq, a predicted model, not a curated record